Messenger RNA from Acanthaster planci (crown-of-thorns starfish), 3245 nucleotides. RefSeq lists its product as uncharacterized. The record is from RefSeq and is a predicted model, not a curated record. Lineage: Eukaryota; Metazoa; Echinodermata; Asteroidea; Valvatida; Acanthasteridae.
UAGCCCCUAGAAACGGCGCGCCGCGAUUUAGCGAUUCAUUUUAAGUGAACAGUAAAUAGAAGAAACUUUGGUCAAAAACUUUUACAACGAAGUGGCGUGUCGAUGCUGUAUUCCUCACUGGAGACAUGGUGACAAGUUGAAGACCUAGAUUUCCCCACGUUUUAGUGAUAUUACACGGUACAAAUUGGGAUGGCGAAGACAACGCACAUCACGCAAGGAAGUUGGUUCCCCACCGGUUACUACGGUCACUUCAGGAGUAAAUCCAGAAAUGAUUUUGUCAACGAGUACAGACAACAAGCAAAACCGUCUCCCCCAGAAAAAUUCUGCAGAAAAUUACAGACACGUCCAACAGCUCACCAGUUUUCUCACCAUGACAACCGCUUUUCAUUUUUGAAUACGGUCACCUCUUUCCAAGAUGGUUUGGGCAAGAAAAAAGUUCAUCACCAAAGAACCGGCAAGUUCCAGCCAGACUUCAUAGCCUGGAUACCACAUGCAAAAGAAAUCAAGGAAGGUGGCCCUGUCGUUUCUGUCUACAGAGAGACUUUCAGGAACUCCGAGGCCAACCGAGUUCCUCAGAUCCUUGUUCCUGCCGUCACAAAACCCAAAAAGUGUCUCUCCGCAUCUGCCCCGGCUUUCCUCCAAACGCCUUACUCAGACCCACCAGAGAUGCUUCAGGAAAGAUCGGUCACGACGUACCAGUUCACUCACCGGCAUCAACAGCCCAAUCCGAGAGUAUACACAAACAUGAACACAGGGGAAGUCGACGAGAGCCCCGUCCCAUUACAGAAGUCAAACACCUACAUCAACCCCAGAAUAGAAUCUAUAUAUGACAGGCCCAAGUUGCAGGUAUCCAUGAGUCCACUCCGCAGGGCGCGAACUGGAUCGGCCCCACUUUUCCGCGCAAGCGUCGCGGACUGUUUGAAUUGGCACCGCCCCCAAACCGAAACAAUGGAGUUGAAUUUGGAGAGGCCCCGGCCGAAGACUGCCACUGGUGUAUUCCCUGAAGUCAAGGGAGCAGAGACUAACUCAGCAAGUCAGGGACAGCUGAGCCAGCCGCUUCAGCCCAGGCCCCCACAGACAACGGCAAAAGGCACAGUGUGCCAGUCUACUGCUUGGGGUACGGAGAGUCGGCCUGAGCUAAAUCAGUCCAGUACAGUCAGCAUGAACGCCAGUAUGGACACCAGACCGCUGGGUAAUGCUUCCACAGUGAAUGCAAGCUCUUCCUUCACACAAUCUGCCCCAGUUGAAGCCCCUAUGGCAGAAUGAAUCUAGUGGUUGGGUUUUAACACAUGUAGUAUGCACUCAUACAUUCCGUACAAGUUCUAAAAAGGAAGCUCUUAAACGAGAAAUCUUGCUGGUUGCAUCAGUAGUGCUUUGGUUGAGUCCAAUAUAACUCCUCACAACUCUAAACUCUAAUCUAAAGAUGGACGUUACCACUUCUGGUAAAUAUACGGGCAGACAAUUUUUGUCAGACAUUAGACCUGGGAAUAUGCACAAUUUCACAGAUGCACCAUGCACGGCCAUAUUUACUUGAAUUCCCUUUCUUGUGGAAGGAAAGUAUGCCAGACAGAAGGCCAAAACUCCCCAUCCCACGGGGGAGAUAAGGGCUUGAAUGAAAACAUGUUUAGCAAUUACAGUGAAUGUAAUCAAGUGUCAAGACAUUUAAUUUGGAUUUGUUUAAGCGCAGAUUUUACUUGACAACAGUGGUUGACUUGUGUUCCAAAUUUAACUGAAAUAUUUUUUCAUGUAGGUGUCUCCGUCCCUUGAUAAUUGGUACGGUCAAGGAUUUUUCUAAUCAUAUACAUGUAAUGACAUUUGCAGAUUGCCGCCUGGACUGUCACAUCAGGCAAUUUAUAUCAAGUUUUCAAAAGUAAUCGAUGUGUAUCUAAGAUGUUUCAUAAUGAAUACCUAUACAUAAGAUACUGAACACAUGACAUUACUACACAUUCCUUUUANUUUUGGACAAAAUGUGAUGGAGACAUUUUGAAAAACAAUCGGCUUUAUGUAAACUGAUACUUUUUGCCCAUAUUUUGCUAUCUACUGCACUCCUUAUUUUUGAGUAAUUUGCAGGAGUAAACAACAAUUUGUAAAUUGUAAAUUUGUAUUUUGGGUACUUGAAAAUUUUUGUAAAUAAUGGCAUUUUGUGUGAAGAUUUUGCUAAUAGUUACUUAAAAUGCAGGAAAAAGUUUCUAAUAUGAUAUAGAAUGGCUACAUCCUAUGAUGAAAGGGAAACACAGCUAUUUUGUAAUACCUUCAAAAUAUGAACCACAGAAACUAUCCAGUAAAAUCACUGGGUGCAACGAGAUUGUCUUUAUCAACUUCAUGUGUUUUGAUACAUUGUAGUUUGAUAGAACCCACUGUGUUUACUAUCAGUAUUCAGCUGUUAUGAACAGAUAUUGGUACAGAUUGUGCGAACUGAUGCACAUCUAAGUGUUCAGCCCAGUAUUUGAAAUUUCCAGUAAAGAACAAUUCUCAUAGAAUCAGGAUUUGGCACAGGGAAAAUUUAAAUUAUUAAAUACUGUUAAUGAGGCAGGGCUGUAAUCAAGUUUGCGUCAAGUCCAGUUACAAGACCAGUCACAAGUUUACAACAAUAAACAUUGACAAGGAAAUGCAUUUGUCUUCAAUCAUUUGAAUACCUUGCCAGGCUUCAGACUGAAGGGCUUGCGAUGGAUUUCUGGAGAUUUUUGAGGACAAGCAGUGGACUCGACUGCAGCCCUACAACACACACUGUUACUCAGAAUUCAGUGUGCAGUGUUAUAUUGUUAACCCAAGAAAAAUCUUAGAAAGUUUCCAUCUGUGAGCAGAAAGGACAACACCCAAUUUCUGUUAUCAACCAUUGCCCUAUGGGCAUAUUUUUAAAUAUGACGGAGCAUAACACAUUUAAUCCAAAGGUAUUGACACGUUUACUUCUCCUUUUACUACAGAGAAUUGUCUCAUUCUAGUCUGUGGAAAAACCACUCACACUCCGCAGUCGCACUUUGCAAGUAGUGGGCAACAGCAAAUGUAUAAUGAUACCUUAUGUUCGAAGUUGCUUGUCCCUUCAACUGUGUAACAUUUGCGCUGUCCAAAGUUACAAUCAUUGUAACUUAAUUCGCUUGUAGCCGGGUUUGCUUUUAUACAUUUAAAUUUUCAGAUUUUUUAUUUAAAAAAAGCAUUCCAUUUUUCUAUAAAUUAAUUCUAAUUUUGUAAGGGUGUGUGCUUAAAAAUAGAAUGUAAUUAAAUUAUGAGAGAAACAAGCUUUGAAA